Messenger RNA from Gymnodraco acuticeps, 4539 nucleotides. Its product is annotated as phosphatidylinositol 4-phosphate 5-kinase type-1 alpha-like. Lineage: Eukaryota; Metazoa; Chordata; Actinopteri; Perciformes; Bathydraconidae. Gene Ontology annotation, molecular function: phosphatidylinositol kinase activity. The record is from RefSeq and is a predicted model, not a curated record. The transcript is spliced from 16 exons. Bases 225 to 2027 code for a protein of 600 amino acids. Gene Ontology annotation, biological process: phosphatidylinositol metabolic process.
AAGAGAACAGAACACCAAACUGCCGCUUCCGCACUGCUUCCUUGUUUAUUAGUUUUAGGUGAAAUAGUGCCUUCAGAAGAGUAAGAAGUGUAUUUAUUCUGUCUUUGGAAACGGCGAGUAAUUCUCCACAACCUUUCUGAAUAAACUGAAUACGUUUGAUGUCCAGGAGGGAGCCAGGAUCUGAGUUUCACGACAACCAAGUCUAGGUUCAGCUUCUGGUCUGAAUGGCCACAGCUGCAGAGGAGCCUCCAGGGCUGCCUGGCAUCUCUGGCAACCUGCAGAUUCAGUUCUGGAGGAGACUGUCUUCUCUCAGAGUUUCGGCUGCGACUCGAAAAAAUGCGCCUCCGGAGAGUCCCAUCACCACCAUGUCUCCGGCCAUGAAAAAAACCAUCGGCCAUCGAGGAAUUGACACCACGGGGGAGACAACGUAUAAGAAGACAACAUCAUCCGCCCUCCAAGGCGCUAUCCAGUUAGGCAUCACACACACGGUGGGCAGCUUAACUCAGAAACCUGAGAGAGACGUGCUGCUGCAGGACUUUGAAAGCAUCGAAAGCAUCUUCUUUCCUAGUGAGGGCAGUAACCUGACACCAGCCCACCACUAUGGAGACUUCAGGUUCAAGACGUACGCCCCAAUGGCCUUCCGCUACUUCAGGGAGAUGUUUGGCAUCCGGCCUGACGACUACAUGUACUCUCUGUGUAAUGAGUCGCUGAUAGAGCUGUCAAACUCCGGAGCCAGUGGAUCUCUCUUCUACGUCUCCAGUGAUGAUGAGUUCAUCAUCAAGACAGUGCAGCACAAAGAGGCGGAGUUUCUGCAGAAACUGCUUCCAGGAUACUUCAUGAACCUGAACCAGAACAAGCGGACCUUAUUACCAAAGUUUUACGGCCUGUACUGCGUCCAGGCAGCGGGUAAGAACAUCCGCAUUGUAGUCAUGAACAAUCUGCUGCCGAGCUCCGUACGGAUGCACCUCAAGUACGAUCUGAAGGGCUCCACCUACAAGAGACGAGCUUCAGCUAAAGAGAGGGAGAAGGCCGUGCCCACAUACAAGGACCUGGAUUUCUUGCAGAACAUGCAGGAUGGGCUGUUACUGGAGGGGGACAAGUACCAUGCUGUUUGCAAGACCCUCCAGAGAGACUGUCUGCUUUUGCAAAGUUUUAAGAUUAUGGACUACAGCCUUCUGGUGGGAGUCCACAAUGUUGAUCAGGCGUGUUUAGAGCAUGCUGGCGAAGAGGCAGUUGCCGGGGCAGCGGACCAGAGGAGGCCGCAGGGUCAGAAGUCCCUCUACAGCACUGCUAUCGAGGCCAUCCAGGCUGAUGUGGGGCGCAUGGGAUCACAGGACACAGAGGACAAAACUGGAGGAAUCCCAGCACGCAACUCAAAAGGCGAGAGGCAGCUGGUGUAUAUUGGUAUCAUUGACAUUCUGCAGUCCUAUAGAUUUGUAAAGAGGCUUGAACACUCGUGGAAAGCGCUGGUACACGAUGGGGAUACUGUAUCGGUUCACAGACCGAGUUUCUACGCAGACCGAUUUCACAAGUUCAUGUGCAAUGUCGUCUUCAGGAAGCUAUCUAUAUCGAAGACCUCGCCAUCUAAGAAGCGGCGAGCCGUGUCACAUGCUCCUCUGAGAAAGCUGGCUGGACCGGGGCCUCCUCUGUCGACUCAAGUGAGCAUCAACAGCCAGCACCCUGUUUUCCAAAGUCAAAGCAGCGAUGAGACCAAAGAAGAAACCGAAGGAGACAAAGUCCUCCAGUCAGGUCGUCCUGACCUCCUCCCAAAGACCUUACCGCCCAGCAAUGCUGUUGGCAAACCUGCUGAAACCGCCUCCUCAACGGGAGACCCUGCUCCAACAAGUCAGCCUCCGCCUUCCUCUGAGGACACAUACAUGUCGGUGGGAGUGGAUUUAAACAACACAUCGAACAAAGACCAGGAGCACAGCACCACCAAGAGAACUCAGUUUGAAGAAAUCGGUUCUGUGGAGGUCGUCUCACUUCGUGACAUUGUUCCUGCUGCAAGCAAAUGCUCUGUAAGUUAAUAAAAUCCUCUGAAUCUUGUGACACCUUUAGCUCAUUCUGGGUAUUUUUCUUUUUUAAUUGUGUUCAUUGUUUUUGGUUUACAGGUGUAGAAAAAUGAACUCAAAUGAACAGAGACAAACUUGGAAGAUGUUAUGAGCACAAAUGUUACAACCUCUCAUUUGGUGAGAUUUGAGGUAAAGUUAUAUAUCGUUUCAGUGAGACCAAGUGGGAUUUUAAAUGUUUUUUUGUUUAGUUUUUGCACUUUGAUUUCCAAAUCUCAACAUGGUGUGAGCAUGUUAGCGGGUGGUUGUGUCGGACACUAGUGAUUGCGGGUACAUUAAGGCUAUGGUGCUUAUUGAACACUAUUAUUCAUCUCAUAGGAAAGCUUUUUUAUGCACAAUCAAGGAUUAUUCUUGGCACCGAUGUGCCCAUCUCCAUUUAGAGUGUAACAAGAGGACUUUGCCUUAUUUAAGCGAUGUUAUCAAUUGAAUGGUAUUCUUUUUUUUUAUUUCUCCUUCUUUGGUGUAUAACAAACGCUGUCGCACAUCAUCAUGCAUACUUGGAUCUGUAAGUGUCUCAAGCCCAGAGUAUCAUGUAUGGCUUGAAUGCUUUAACACAAAACCAUGUCAUAUGUGUUUCAGAACACAGUUUUAAAUAAAAGUUUUAAUUUAAGGAAAUUACUGUAUUCAUAAUGGGUAUGCUGCCUUUUUUAAGUCUACUCUUAAUGCAAACCAUGCUAGAAGAAAUGACUCCUCUCAUGUUCAGGUCAAAAGGUUUAUUGAAAGCAGUGUUUAUACUUAUAAACUGUACGAUCUGAUAUCAAUUUCAGGCCUAGUGUGUAGAUGUCCAAAUGUGACGCAAGUACUGGUACUCGAAUGGCUUUAAACAAAGCACCACAACAAACCCUGAGCUUGGGUCUGUCUCAUGAAGCAAGAAUAGUGAGUUAGUCAGCUAAGUUUAGUGUGGAUAAAAGAACUCCUUACAUAUGGGCUGUGAGGGUGAAAAUUCCCUUUUCUUACAGGCCCCUUUCUUACAGGAGUUAAAAAAACAACAGCAUUUAGUUUAAAGUGUCAUGUACCAAAGUGUAUGACAUUAUUACAAAUGCAGUACAAUCAUCUUGUUUCCAUUAUAAUUUAUUACAUUUGUAUUAUAAUAUAAUACAUGUUUGCAGUACAAGGUGUCCCACUAUGUCUCUAAACAUGCAGGGCAAUGCUAACGUAGAUGUACCUGUAGUCUAUAAACUAUUGUUUCAUAGUAUUCCUAUUUGUUCAGUGUAGUAUGAACACAUUCUAACACUGCAGCCACUGCACACAAAACGGUUUGUUUCUUUUUCGAUGGUGUAUGUGUGCAUGCUUGCCAUUUUAUCUUUUUACAUUUCCUCCACGAGAAAAAAAGUUUGCCGAAUGUCAUUGGGUGGGAUGCAGUGGCCAAAAGAAAAUUAGCAAUAUGGUUUCAAAGGAGUUUUUGACUUUGUUUCUGAAUACUUCAAACUAUACACACUGGGGGUACCACAUUUUAUAAAGUAUUUUUAUUUGCAAGUUGGCACUAUUUGUGGUCCGAUGCUAUAAGUGAAAAAAGCGAAGUAUAAACUCAACAUGGAUUAUUUAAAUUUGAGUAAUCUACUUCCAACACCUCUACUACUUAUGUCAACCAUAUAUUAAGUGUAUUUUCAACUUGAUUCAUGUUUGACUGUUUUAUUAUUUUAAGCUUUUUGUAUUCCUGUUCCUGCUUUUAUAUUCCAGUGGGGCUUCUUAUGGUUAAUGGUGAUAAUAAUGACAUAAAUAUAACAUUUGUCAUCUUUUAAUAAAAUCAUUAAGAAAAAGACACAAAUUGUUAGUGUAAAGUGUGUUGAGGCUCAUAAACUAAAGAAAUAUUUUUGAGACAGGCCCCAACCAAGGCAUAGUUGUAAUUUUAUUUGUCUUAAUUUAACAUUGAAAGAUGCUUUGACCAUGCAACAAAAAUCUUUGUUUACAUCGUAUAUAUUCCUGAAUGAUAAAACGAUGCAUAACAUUAAAUUAAUUGAUAAUAUUCCCACCAACAUAAGUUUAAAAAGCAUCAUUUGGGUUCAUUUAUACAUCCUGUAAAUUAUAUUUUAUUCUGCUGGCUGUUCAAUCUGUCAGCCAAUUAUGUCCCCAUAUUUAAAGUAAAACUGUUUCUCAUUGAAUAAACACCAAAUCAGUCACACAUGCAGCCUAUGAACCUAACAUGUACAUAGUUAUAUGUAUUAUAGUAUUUAUUACUGAAUGUAUUGAUCUGGUGCCCAGAAUGUUUAUGAAUAGUGAUAAUGGAUUGAAAAUGUGCCUUUCUAUAGCACAGCAAGCCUGUAUCUAAGGCUGCUUUCUUAAAUCAUAAUGUAUUUCUUUCUGUAUACUUUGUUAGUUGGUCUUCACUUGCCUUUGAAUUAUAUACAAUAAAUGUGUGCACAUCUAUGCAGGAACCACAGCAAGGCCUUUUCACAGAUUAUGUAUUUACAAGGGAUGUACUGUUUUUCUACACUUGUACCUGAAAUUAUUAAAGAAAAAAAUUGCAAAA